Oncorhynchus keta (chum salmon) is the source of this 1458-nucleotide messenger RNA. RefSeq lists its product as uncharacterized. The record is from RefSeq and is a predicted model, not a curated record. The transcript is spliced from 6 exons. The coding region runs from base 28 to 1221 and encodes 397 amino acids. Lineage: Eukaryota; Metazoa; Chordata; Actinopteri; Salmoniformes; Salmonidae.
AGUACACGAGGAGCUAACAUUAAUAACAUGCACAUCAAUCUCACCUGGCUCAAAGUGGAAGAGAGACUGACUUCAUCACAACUUGUUUUUGUAAGAAGUGUUGACAAACUGAAUGUACCGAGCUGUCUGUUUAAACUACUAGCACACAGCUCAGACACCCAUCCAUACCCCACAAGACAUGCCACCAGAGGUCUGUUUAAACUACUGGCACACAGCUCAGACACCCAUCCAUACCCCACAAGACAUGCCACCAGAGGUCUGUUUAAACUACUGGCACACAGCUCAGACACCCAUCCAUACCCCACAAGACAUGCCACCAGAGGUCUGUUUAAACUACUGGCACACAGCUCAGACACCCAUCCAUACCCCACAAGACAUGCCACCAGAGGUCUGUUUAAACUACUGGCACACAGCUCAGACACCCAUCCAUACCCCACAAGACAUACCACCAGAGGUCUGUUUAAACUACUGGCACACAGCUCAGACACCCAUCCAUACCCCACAAGACAUGCCACCAGAGGUCUGUUUAAACUACUGGCACACAGCUCAGACACCCAUACAUACCCCACAAGACAUGCCACCAGAGGUCUGUUUAAACUACUGGCACACAGCUCAGACACCCAUACAUACCCCACAAGACAUGCCACCAGAGGUCUGUUUAAACUACUGGCACACAGCUCAGACACCCAUACAUACCCCACAAGACAUGCCACCAGAGGUCUGUUUAAACUACUGGCACACAGCUCAGACACCCAUCCAUACCCCACAAGACAUGCCACCAGAGGUCUGUUUAAACUACUGGCACACAGCUCAGACACCCAUCCAUACCCCACAAGACAUGCCACCAGAGGUCUGUUUAAACUACUGGCACACAGCUCAGACACCCAUCCAUACCCCACAAGACAUGCCACCAGAGGUCUGUUUAAACUACUGGCACACAGCUCAGACACCCAUCCAUACCCCACAAGACAUGCCACCAGAGGUCUGUUUAAACUACUGGCACACAGCUCAGACACCCAUCCAUACCCCACAAGACAUGCCACCAGAGGUCUGUUUAAACUACUGGCACACAGCUCAGACACCCAUCCAUACCCCACAAGACAUGCCAACAGAGGUCUUUUCACAGUCCCCAAGUCCAGAACAGACUAUGGGAGGUACACAGUACUACAUAGAGCCAUGACUACAUGGAACUCUAUUCCACAGUACUACAUAGAGCCAUGACUACAUGGAACUCUAUUCCACAGUACUACAUAGAGCCAUGACGACAUGGAACUCUAUUCCACAGUACUACAUAGAGACAUGACUACAUGGAACUCUAUUCCACAGUACUACAUAGAGACAUGACUACAUGGAACUCUAUUCCACAGUACUACAUAGAGACAUGACUACAUGGAACUCUAUUCCACAGUACUACAUAGAGACAUGACUACAUGGAACUCUAUUCCACAGUACUACAUA